AUGUUCUCUCUUUCCGUUUUUGUUUUCCUCGCACUUUCCGACUUUGCCCAAACCUAUUCGGACGGAACCAAAGAGCUGGUUUUAGUGCAGACGGUGAGCUUUUAGGAUCAAAGUUUAAUGCGUUUCAAGAGAGAGAGUAUUGUAGUUGUGGAGGCACGGAGAUCGGUCGCCAACGAAGACGUUCCCGUCGGAUCCGUUCCAAGAGGAUGCGUGGACGUUCGGAGGCACCGGAUGGGGACAGCUCAGUCCGGUAAGUGAGCAACUUAUGGAUCUGGUAACUUACUAGUAACUUCCUCAGGCUGGAAUGAGACAACACCUGAACCUCGGAAAGAAGCUCCGUCAGCGCUACGUGAGCGACUACCAGUUCCUCCCGCCCAGGUAUAAUUCCAAGCAGGUACCCUUCCGGUUACUGUACCUUCUUCCCCAACGUGUUCUUUCAGAUCUACGUCCGUUCCACCGACGUCAACCGAACGAUCAUCUCGGCAAUGUCGAACCUCAUCGGCCAGUACACUCAGACCGAAUACAACCUGCCGGACGUGGACUAUCCGGACAUUGACGGAUGGCCGAAGGGAUACGUGCCGAUUGCUGUGCAUACUGUGGACGACGACACCGAUCGGGUGAGUACUGUCGCCGAGGAGAGGCUACAAUAAUCCUAUUAGUGUCCCGGCUGUAAAGUGAAAUGACGAAAUGAUAAUAGGAGAGUGCUUAGUAAGAGUAAGAGGCUUAUGGAGUGAAAGGGUGGCAAAAGUGACUAACUCAGAAGCUUUCGUAAUAAUGAAAAUGAAAGUGCCAAUUUCAGCUGGGAAAUAUGGAAUCCGACUGUCCGUUGCGUACGCAAGUCUGGAAUUUGGCCAAGACUUCCGAUGAGAUCACAAACUUUGUGAAUUCGGACGAAGUACGUCGUUCUGUCCAUGACUUUCUCGCAUUUUCCGUCGCUAUUUCAGGUGAAAUCGGUGCUUGGAAACUUGACAAACUUCUGCAAUGAGACGGUCGACAUUGAUAACUUGUGGGUUAUCACCAAUGCUCUCUACAUUGAGGUAAGAGGAGCAAAGAACGGAGCUAGUCAUCGUGGAAAGCGGGUAUUUUGCAGCAACUCUACUUCAAUGACACGUUGCGAACAAAUAACACCUGGUUUUCGGAUGAAUUGUAUGCUCGUGCGGACGCCAUUAACGAUCAAGUUCAGUUGUUCGAGAAUGGAAUCUUCAAGAGUACCCCUUUCGCUUCACGCCCGCGCACUUAUAAGACUCUUUUUCAGGCAGCCCGAAUGUGGUAAACGGACACGACGUGGGGCUCCUGACGCGUAAGCUCAGGGGAGGUCCGAUUCUGAACGACAUGGUGAUGCACAUGAACUUGAAGUUGAGCUGCAUGGGACAAACCACCGCCAACUGCACGUGGAUCAACAACCUGUUGAACUACAUUUACUCGGCUGUAAGAACAUUAUCCGGCCAGAAUUCGAUUUAAACAUGCUCAAUAUUCCAGCACGACACCACCAUCUACGCAUUCUUCUCCGCGCUUCUCAUCGAAGAGUACGCGGUGAAGCCGGCCGGAGGCUAUCCUCUUUAUUCGGCCGCCGUGCUUCUGGAGCUCUAUGUGGACAGGGAUGACGGCAACAAACCCUACUUCAAAAUGGUUUAUCACGAGCAGGAAGGAGCCGGAUUCAACGAUGUGACGAAGGGAAUUCAAGGGUGUCCGAGCGACAGUCCUUAUUGUCCCUUUGGAUAUUCUCAGGGACUUUGCCAAGACUGUCGCCGCCGAUCAGCCAGUUGAUCAGGUAAAUAAAAUCAAUGAGAAGAGACACAAAGUUCGAAUUUCAGUGGUGCUACACUGAUCUCAAUGGAUUCGCCGGAACGUCUUCUCUUUCCAUGCUUCUCAUGGCGAUGCUUUUGGCUGUUUAUGGACUCUUCUAA
This is a messenger RNA of Caenorhabditis sp. 36 PRJEB53466, 1907 nucleotides long. NCBI's taxonomy places the organism in Eukaryota, Metazoa, Nematoda, Chromadorea, Rhabditida, Rhabditidae. The record is from the annotation of a GenBank genome assembly.